Molecule: messenger RNA, 3478 nt
Organism: Pogoniulus pusillus (Red-fronted tinkerbird)
Lineage: Eukaryota; Metazoa; Chordata; Aves; Piciformes; Lybiidae
Gene: TTLL13
Product: tubulin tyrosine ligase like 13
Exons: 16
Coding region: 707-3463 (918 amino acids)
Biological process (GO): microtubule cytoskeleton organization; protein polyglutamylation
Cellular component (GO): cilium
Molecular function (GO): tubulin binding; tubulin-glutamic acid ligase activity
Source: RefSeq, a predicted model, not a curated record
CCGGUGGAGGCUGCGCCUGCCCAGACUCUCUGCCCGCGCCGCCGUCUCUGGCUCCUUCUGCGCGGCGUACCGGCACCCGCUUUUCUCUUCUACGCCGCCGGCCCUGCCGACCUGGAGGCAGUGUCCCGGGACGUGUGCCGGGCGGCGGAGCAUAUCGUUGACACCGGUCUGGCCUACAACGUCUUCAUUACGCGGGGCGAGCCGCCAGAGGGGGCCGGGACCGGAGCCGGUCGGGGGCUGCGAGUGCUGCUAUGGGCCCGCAAGCCCAGCUUCGGUAGCAAGGCGAGCGAGGACUUCAACGUGGCGCUGUGCGAGUUGGCAGGGCACUUGCCGUUGCCGUCGGCCCCGCUCUACCGGGACAUCACCGAGGAGGAGGCGCUGCGCACCAUCCACGAGCACCUCCUCCCGGAACCGGAGCUGCUGCGCCUCGGCGAGGACCUGGUGCGGCUGCUGGCGAGCUGACCGGAGGCGAGGACCGGGCUUGCCCCGCACGUGGGCACCGCACAGAUGCCUCCGCAUCGGUGCCAGCUCCUCACUGUGCAGCUCUCUGUGCUCUCUCCACUCCAGCGUGGCCUCCAUCAACCUGACCAGCUGCAAGUAUGAGAGUGUGCGGCGGGCAGCGCGGCGCUGCGGGCUGCAGGAAGCAGCAGAGGAUGAGGAGUGGACAGUGUACUGGACAGACUCCUCUGUGUCCCUGGAGCGUGUCAUGGAGAUGAAGAGGUUUCAGAGAAUCAACCACUUCCCAGGGAUGAUCGAGCUGUGCCGCAAGGACUUGCUGGCACGCAACCUCAACCGCAUGCUCCGCCUCUUCCCCAAGGACUACAACAUCUUCCCCCGCACCUGGUGCCUGCCAGCCGACUAUGGAGACUUCCAGGCCUACAGACGCACGACAAAGAGGAGAACAUUCAUCUGCAAGCCAGAGAGCAGCUGCCAGGGCAGAGGCAUCUUCAUAACACACAAUCCAGAGGAGAUCAGGCACGGAGAGCAUAUGAUCUGCCAGCAGUACAUCUCCAAGCCUUUCCUCAUCGAUGGCUUCAAGUUUGACAUGCGUAUCUACGUGCUGCUCACCUCCUGUGACCCCCUGAGGGUUUUUGUCUACAAGGAGGGUCUGGCCCGCUUUGCCACCAUGAGGUACAUCGAUCCCAGCAGCAGAAACCUGGAUGAUAUCUGCAUGCACCUGACCAACUAUGCCAUCAACAAAAACAACCAGAACUUCAUCCAGGAUGACAGGACAGGCAGUAAAAGGAAGCUGUCCACCCUGAAUGCCUGGAUGACAGCUAACAGCUACAACACCACAAAGCUCUGGGAAGACAUUGAAGAUAUUAUUAUAAAAACUCUUAUUUCAGCUCACCCUGUGUUGAAGCAUAAUUACCAGAGCUGCUUCCCCAGCCACACCACCAUCUCUGCCUGCUUUGAGAUACUGGGAUUUGAUAUCCUGCUGGACAGAAAGAUGAAGCCUUGGCUGCUGGAGGUGAACCACUCUCCCAGCUUCAGCACAGACACUGCCAUUGACUGUGAGGUGAAGGAUGCCCUCCUGUGUGACACCCUCACCCUGAUAAACCUGCAUGCCUGCAACAAAAGGAAGGUGCUGGAGGAGGACAAGCAGCGAGUGAAGGAACGGCUCCUCCAGGGUCCCCAAACCCUCCGUGCACCCAGGCAUGAGGAGCUGGAGGCCAAGCAGGCUGCCUGGCUGGAGCAGGUGGAGCGGUACGAGGAGUCGCACUGCGGUGGCUACCGCCGCAUCUACCCAGCGCAGGGCACGGAGAGGUAUGAGCCCUUCUUCAGGCAGAGCAGCUCCCUCUUCCAGGAAACAGUGGCCUCCAGAGCUCGGGAGCAGUGUGCCAGGCAGCAACUGGAGGAAAUUCGCCUGAAAAAAGAAAAGCUGGAAGCUGUUACCAGGAAGAAGAAAAAGGAGAGGAAAGAUGACCUGCAUGGAGAGUCAGCCUGGGACAAAUCCCAGCUCCAAAACAAACCCACAGUGCCCACCACCCACCUCACCCACAGACGCACCAGGGUGUGGGACAGGAAGGCCCAGCACAUGCAGUACGACUCCACACAGCCCCAGGACAUCGUGGAGCACGAGGAGAAAAGAAGAGUGAAGGCACUCCUGCAGCGUGAGAACCUCAUCCGAGGGCUGGGCCUCAUCCAUCAGCUCUGCCAGCUGCUCCCCGCUGCUCCCAGACCAGCCCACACCCAGGGAUCCUGCACUGCCAUCUCCAGGAGCCAGCUGCAGUUCCCCACGGGUGUGCUCCGGGCCCAGGACCCCCAGCACGUCAUGAGGCUCGUCCCUCUCUCGCUCCUGAGGACUCCAGUCCAGCCAUCAGGGCCGCGGUUCACACAUGACCCCAGAGCCAAGGGCCAGAUGCCACCCAGCCUGGGCAUGGAUCCUGCCACUGUGGGCAGUCUCUGGGUCCAAGGCCAGAGCAUCCCUUCCUGUGAACAGCAGAGGGUGUGGAGCACAGGCUGGCUGCGGGGCCGGGCAGCACGGCCAGCGGCGGUGACCCAGCGCGAACCGACCCAGCCCAGUGCCGAACCUGCGUGGCUGUGGCAGCUUCCCACUGUCGGGAGCACGGCUGAGGGCUGCGAAGCUGGCACGGUGUCCUCCUACAGAGGCAGCUGUCACCUAGUGUCCCCAGCCAGCCCAGGGAAGACAAGCAGUGUCAUCUUCAGUCCUGCCGCGGUCCGGGAGCUGCCCAUCGCCUCCGCCACCCUCACGCCGCACACACCUGGCUUGUACCGUGCCAGUGCCUCACACCACGCCAGUGCCAAGAGCGCAGGUAAUGUGGCCGAGGGGCACCCUGACCGGAGCCUGGUCCCGGCACAGCCCCGCUGCACCCUCAAGGCAGCAGCCAAGCUCUCCGCUCCCUUCCGCUGCGGGCGUUCUUGGCCUCUCCCCCGCCGGGUCCGCCCCGCCGCCCGCCCCGCCCGGUGCCCAGAGCCCGGCCCCCGGUUCCCAGGCAUGGCGGCGCUGGUGGGGGGCGGGCUGCGGGCGGCAGCGCUCCUCCUUAGAAGGCUUCCGCGCCGGGCGGCGGCGACCAGGGGCACAAGCCCACCGGCCUCGGAGCUGGAAUCGGAGAGGGCCCGGCGGCAGCGAAGGGCGGCGCGAAUGCAGCGGAUGCGGCGGGAGCUGGGCGAGAGGCGCGGAGCCCCCGAGCGCACCCUGACCUGGCAGGCGAUGGAGCAGAUGCGGUUCUUGCGGCAAGAGCUGCCAGAAGAGUGGCCGCUGGAGCGCCUGGCCCAGGGCUUCGGCGUCAGCCUCGAUGUGGUGCGAAGGGUGCUGCGGAGCCGCAACUGUCCUCCGCCGCACCGCCAACAGCGGCAGGACCAGAGGGCACUGAACGCCGCACCGGGUCCGCGACUGACACAGGCACCCGGACAGGGCUACGAGGUCCGCGCCCCCGACGGGACGCUGCUGUACCGGCUGCCGCGGGGCCGGGGCGGGCCGGGGCCUGGCGCACAAUAAAAGGGCUGGAGCGGA